This is a messenger RNA of Bombina bombina (fire-bellied toad), 1610 nucleotides long. It is a transcript of the gene AGMO, whose product is annotated as alkylglycerol monooxygenase. Gene Ontology annotation, cellular component: endoplasmic reticulum. The transcript is spliced from 13 exons. Gene Ontology annotation, molecular function: iron ion binding; oxidoreductase activity. Gene Ontology annotation, biological process: lipid biosynthetic process. The record is from RefSeq and is a predicted model, not a curated record. NCBI's taxonomy places the organism in Eukaryota, Metazoa, Chordata, Amphibia, Anura, Bombinatoridae. Bases 167 to 1507 code for a protein of 446 amino acids.
UCACAUAGCUCGCUCUGUACAGCAUGCAAGUUGCUUUUUUAAACACUGCAGUGUUUUAAUAGCAAUGCUAACUAAAUUCAAAUAUAUUUCGUAAAAAGGCAUAUUAGGAAAUUAUUAGGAAAAAUAUUUACAUUUUGCAAUUUAAUUUAUUGGCUUGUCCAAAAUCAUGGGAGGAUUCACUGGUCAGACUGACCUGUCUGUCUCUCAAGGAGUUCGGAUGAUGUUUUAUGUUCUGCAUCCAAAUGAAACCUCAUUUAAAUCCAUAGAUGAAGUACCAGAUUACGUGGAUAAGGCCACUGUAUAUUUUCUGGUUAUGUUGCUGCUUGAAGUAAUCAUCAGCUGGGCCUGGAAAGGAAAACCACUUCGCAUUAACGAUGGGUUGACUUCCCUUUCUGCAGGAAUCAUGUCUCGUCUGCCAGAUGUUGCCUUUCGAGGUCUUGAGGUGACUAUGUAUAUCUACAUAUGGAACAACUAUAAACUUGCUGAGUUGCCUUGGGACUCUCCCUGGACAUGGUGGCUGACAUUCCUUGGUGUAGAUUUUGGAUACUACUGGUUUCAUCGCAUGGCCCACGAGGUUAACAUCAUUUGGGCAGGACAUCAAACACAUCACAGCUCAGAAGAUUACAACUUAACCACUGCUUUAAGGCAGUCUGUUCUCCAAAAAUAUUUUUCUUGGAUGUUCUAUAUGCCAAUGGCUUUGUGUGUUCCUCCAUCAGUAUUUGCUGUUCAUCUUCAGUUCAACCUCCUUUACCAAUUCUGGAUACAUACUGAGUUAAUAAAUAAUCUUGGGCCAUUGGAAUUUAUCCUGAAUACUCCAAGCCACCACAGAGUCCAUCAUGGAAGAAAUCCAUAUUGUAUUGAUUCAAAUUAUGCAGGGACUCUGAUAAUUUGGGACAGGAUAUUUGGAACUUUUGUGCCAGAAAACGAGAAAGUUGUUUAUGGUCUAACACAUCCAAUAAACACAUUUGAACCCUUUCAGGUCCAGAUACAACAUUGUAUCUAUAUGUGGAACAUGUUUUGGGACACACCAGGUUUUUUCAAUAAAAUAUCUGUAAUAUUUAAAGGUCCAGGAUGGGGACCAGGCAAACCUCGUCUUGGUCUUCCUGAGGAGCUACCAAAGGUGACUGGAAAGGAAAAGCCUUAUGAUCCUCAAUUACCCAUGUAUCUACAGAUUUAUGCAACAAUUCAUUUUAUUUUAAUGCUUGGUGUUUAUCAGCACAUGUUUGAGGCCAAGCUGAUGUUAACACAGAUAACACUUCUCUUGAGAAUUGGUUAUAUCCUGCUAGCACUAACAUCUCUUGGAUUUAUUCUUGAAAAAAAACCAAAUGCAGCCAUGAUAGAAACCAUCCGAUGCUCUAUUUUUUUACUACUUCAAAAAUGCGACUGCCUAACAACAGACAUUCCUUCAUUUGAAUUCAUUUGUCAGAUCAUUUUUUCAAUUUGCAUCACAUUCUGGGGAUUUCAAGCCAUAAAAAGAGUUGUCUCCAAGACCGAAAAACACGAGUAAACACAAUUUCUUUCUCAAACUAGAAACAAUUCAUGAUAACCAUGUAACUAAUGUAAAAAUGUAAAAAAUAAAUGUCUAAAUAAAGAUGCAAUGUUUAAUUUGA